AAAAAAAAUAGCCCGCGGAGAAGGCGCCACCAUGCGGUUAAGAGAGUACAUUGAAUUGGUGUGCAACACGCUCCGCCCGGCGAGUCCAGCCAGUCGGUAACCGAGAUUGGUCAGGUGCAGAUGCAUGCAUUCCCUUGAGCAGGACUGAAAAGUGGUCCUAUCGUCCUCGGAAACAUCUUUCCCGCCUUAUUCUCGGUUCACCAUUGCAGUUUCUAGGGGUAUUUUGUCUGAUUCGAAACGUCUGAUACAAUGCCGCCGCACUCGGAAGUGGAGAGCGAUCCUUUCGUGGAUGUCAGGCUCCGCAGGCGGAAGCGUAGCCGUUCCAUUUCUCCCCGUCAUUUACGGAAGACGUCGGAAUCGUACGAACCCAACAACAAUCGGAACAAGUGUUGCUCCAACAAACUCGCGUCUUCGACCAGCAGCAGCCGGAGCAGCAGCGUGUCGAGCGAGGUGCGCUUGCUAAGGUCGGAAUCCAAUACUUCGAUCGUCGGAACACCAUCUCCAACGACUGUAGCCAUUCCGCAACCGGUUGUGGUCAAUUUUCACGAAGCUCCAACUUUUCUCCAGUUCAACCCGUUCAUCUAUAGAGGCUAUCGCACUAAUUUGUGCAUCGUUACGUGCAUCAGAAGCCUGUUUUGGUGGACGAAUGAAACGCUCAAUGCUUGGACUCACUUGCUCGGAUGGAUCUAUUUCGCCUACUUCACUGUGGAUGAAGUCCUUCAGCUGGUCAACAGCAAUGACAUUUCAUGGCAAGACAGCGCCAUCAGCCUCUUGAUAGUUUCCUGUUUCCAGAUUUGCAUGGCUAUGUCGACAGGCUAUCACACAUUUUGCUGUCAUUCGAAAGAUUUUUACCACUGCUGGCUCUCCUACGACUUAUGUGGCAUCUCCUUCAGCCUCUUGGCUAUUUACACCACCGGGAUUUAUUACGCCUUCUGGUGCCAGAACGAAAUUAGAACAAUCUACAUCACCGUAAGUGGAACUCUAUUUGUGGUGGCCUUGGUCCUCCAAACAACACCAAAAUUUCUUACGGACGAUUACAGCCUCACUCGCUUGAUCUUCUUUGUUUCGUGGAGUUGUUUUGGAUUCCUUCCGUGCCUUCACUGGAUUUGGCAGAAUGGUGGAUUUAGUACCCCAAAUGUGUUUGAUUUGGUUAGCCAGAUUGGUAUCAUGUACCUGAUUUGUGGCUUAGCUUUAUUCUUCUAUGUCACUAAAGUACCCGAGAUUUGGUUCCCAGGUUCCGUUGACUUCAUUGGUAGUUCACACCAGUGGUGGCACAUCAUCAUUUUUCUGGCUUUCUAUCACUGGCAGACCGUCGGCAAGUAUUUUGCCGAUAUGCGAUCCCAUCACGGAUGCUUUGAGUUUAAUCAAAUGGCAAUUUCGUCUUCGUCGGUCUUCAACGUCACUGGCGAAAACGUUCCCCGUGGUACCGUAUUUUAGUGGUCAGAUUUAUAGGAUUAUUAGACGCAAGAAUAUCCUGUUAUAUUGGUAAAACUUGUGUUGUCUGGGAUGCAAUGGCUCAAACGUCGAUUCGUCGAUUCGAUUUGUAAAUUUGUUGCAUUGUCAUGAUAUGUACUUUCAUUUUUAUUUCACCAUUCUUGAUCAUCGUCGCAGGACUUAUAAUAAUAUCUAUUGUUCUAAAUUCGGUACAUUUUUAAAAGUAAUAAAAUCAUAUUUAAAUAAA
Daphnia magna is the source of this 1681-nucleotide messenger RNA. RefSeq names its product progestin and adipoQ receptor family member 3. The transcript has 7 exons. Bases 250 to 1437 code for a protein of 395 amino acids. Gene Ontology annotation, molecular function: signaling receptor activity. NCBI's taxonomy places the organism in Eukaryota, Metazoa, Arthropoda, Branchiopoda, Diplostraca, Daphniidae. The record is from RefSeq and is a predicted model, not a curated record. Gene Ontology annotation, cellular component: membrane.